Molecule: messenger RNA, 1643 nt
Organism: Drosophila virilis
Lineage: Eukaryota; Metazoa; Arthropoda; Insecta; Diptera; Drosophilidae
Gene: dsx-c73A
Product: doublesex cognate 73A
Source: RefSeq, a predicted model, not a curated record
GACAAGCACAGUUGGUGACUGGCGAGUUGGCCAUUGGCCAUUGGCCAAGCCCACGCUCAAAUCUCCAGCUAAUCCCAAUUGCAUUUGCAGUUUAAUUAGCAAAACCUUUUGGCCACAGUUGAAAUUAUAUACAGCACAACUCAACGGCUCGUUUCUAACUAUUCUAUUUGCAGAAGACGGCGACAGCGAAACCGACCAAAUAUCAUUAUUAUCCGCACAAUCAACACAUCUAUCUGCUGCCCGAAUGCGCCAUACAGCAGGUCUGCAAUGCGGUCUACGUGCGGCUCAACUAUACCCAACCGCUCUGCGCCUGUCCAUCAAGAUAUCGUGAUCCCUGCUCGGCCAGCCUCAACGAAGAUGAUCAGCACACCACCAAAUUGGUCGGUGAUAAUAAGAAGAAGGCAAUUACGCUGGCCAAAACCUGCGAGGCAACAACUGAAAUGCGCGAAUGUCGCUCGCCCAAGGAUUGGUCCCUGCUGGCGUUGCAGAAUACACGCACCGGUAAAUCGCACUAUCUCGUCAUCUGCCGCUGUCCCGAUCACUUCAAGAUGGAGGGACCCAUGGCUCAUGAUCAGCCCACCUAUGCGAGCGUGCCCGGAAUUCGUGUGUUCGGCAUGAUGUGCGUCAAGCCGGGCUACUCUGUGCGCAAGCCCAGCGUCCAGCCGCCCAAGCGCUAUCAGCUCCAGAAGCCCUUCUAUCGUCCGGGCAGCACACUUGGCGCCCAAAAGGACAGCUAUGGCAGGCCCGUUUAUGGCGGCUCAUCGGGCAGUCAGGUGGGCAGCUCGGCCAUAAGCGCCAACUAUCACCCGCAGGAUCAAUCCUACCAGAACGGCGGCGGCGGCGGCGGCGGCAGCAGCUCGUAUCAGUAUCUAAAUCGACCGGAGAGCUCGCAUACGCACAGUUCGCCCAAUUUCCGACCGGAUCAGUUUACGCUCAACGGUUUUCCGGGCAGCAACUAUGGACGCAACAAUGAGAGACGCGGCGAGGCGCCGCCAAUUGAGGCGGCCGCCGAGGAGCGCGAACAGGUGCCCAGCAGCAGCACACAGGCCAGCGAUGAGGCGGAGGCGCGCACCACGCUCCAAGCGGAUGCCAAUCUGGAGCGGAGCGAGCCACCGACGGCGGAGCUAACAACGCCGCCGGAGGCGAACCGUGCCAAGCGAUCGCUGGACACGCUCGAUGACUAUGAGCCCGAGUUUCCCUGGGAUCGUGUGCUGGAGUUUCAACAGACCAUUGUCUGGGAUUAGGCGAAACAUAACGGAACCUUAGUAGUAAAUUUUUCUAGCACAAAAUUUUGGAGCGAGCCACGAAUUUUUUGGAAUACUCUGCAAGCUACUGUGACUGAAGCAAAUGGAUCGCGAUCUACUGAUUGCCCGGCGAUAGAACGGGAUCAAUGACUACGCAAGAGACAAGGCGGUUUAACGUGACGUUACGUCACGUCACGUAACGUAACGCAACGUAACGUAUAUACAAUUAGACGCUAAGCACUUAAACAUAAGCAUUUGAAAUGGCAUUUUCUGAUCGUGAGCUGAUCGCGUUCGCUCCUGUUACCUUAAUUUAACAAAUACUCGUAUUUUGUAUUUAUUUGAAAACAAUUACGAAUUAAUUAAACAAUUACGCGCCAACGCCCACGCCCACGCCCACAC